Xyrauchen texanus (razorback sucker) is the source of this 5913-nucleotide messenger RNA. RefSeq lists its product as uncharacterized. Bases 258 to 3554 code for a protein of 1098 amino acids. The record is from RefSeq and is a predicted model, not a curated record. Gene Ontology annotation, biological process: regulation of cellular localization; establishment or maintenance of cell polarity; centrosome cycle. The transcript is spliced from 10 exons. Gene Ontology annotation, cellular component: apical plasma membrane; nucleus; cell cortex. Gene Ontology annotation, molecular function: protein kinase C binding. NCBI's taxonomy places the organism in Eukaryota, Metazoa, Chordata, Actinopteri, Cypriniformes, Catostomidae.
AGAGAGAGAGAGAGAGAGAGAGAGAGAGAGAGAUGAGGGAAGAGUUGAGAAGAUAAGAACUGAAAGCGAAGCAGAAAUUAGAGCAAGAUGGGAUUUGACUGGUGGCCCAUGUUUUGCUGACUCCUUGUAACUAAAUAUGAUUUAUUUAUUUAUUUUUUACUUAAAAUUAGCUUUUAAAGGGUACACAUGGCUGUUAUGGGAGUCAGACCUCAGAACAUAAGACACCAUUAUGCUCCAAUGACUCCAAUGAUUUGACAAUGGAGGGAGUAGUUGUAUCUGAGGAUGCUGAACCCCUGCCUGCUGCUUUCAAAAACAUUGAUGCCCACCAUGGGGAGAGACUGGAACUCCAGCUGCCAGAAGAUGGCUUUCCUUCCAGCACCAGCCCAGAACUUGGCUCCCCUUCUUCACCCCUUAAUCAGCAAGCACAAGGUUCUGCAGUAUCAGCACUCCAGUCCAAGGUCAAGGCUCUCUCUGAGCACAAAGCUGCUUGGAAAGAACCUGGAAACAAGAGCCAGUACAAGAGGAUGGUUCCAGGGACCUUCUUGUUGGGAUACACUCUCACUGACGCUUGGGGUUCCAGCAGCAGUGAUGAGGAUACAGAACAUUGUAAACCUCUGAUGUUCCACUUAGGAGAACCCAAGACUCAGGUAGACCUUGUAGAGAGAGAUCUUGUAGAUUAUGAUCCCAUCUAUUCUGCAGCCAUGCUGGCAAUUCCUUGUGGCCUUGGAGAAGAAACAAGCCUGGAAAACCUCUUGAGUGAUGUCUGUAGUACUCAAAAUGAAGCUUUCCCAUCCAAUAAACCAUGGAUGCCACCGAAGUGCUUCUGUAAAUCCAUUAGGCCAGAGAUGCGGCUUCCAAAUGGGGAUGUAUCAAUGGUGAAAGACGGACCAGUUGGAGGAACCUUACCUUGGUCCAUUGGCUCCAAAAUAGACCACAAGUUUCAAAGGGAACUGCAAAGGUCUGACAGCCUAGAGAGCCACCUAUGCAGGUACAAUCAAAGUGAGGUAGGACCAGCUAUGCUGCAAAGUGGACUCUGGCGGGCCGACAGCUUGGAGAGCAUGUGCAGCAAUGGAAGCUCACUGUCUUUGGCUGAGAGGGUCGAGAUGAACCGCAGCCUUCUCAAACAGAUGCUACAAAAAGCCCAGAACAAAGACGCAGAGGGUGGUCAGGUGCAGAUGCUAAAUAACCCAACACACAUCGGAGGAAGAGGUAUCUGUGGCCUGAAUGCCAAUGAUUGGGAUUCUGCGAUAUCCCUCCAAGGUAGUGAACCAAGCCAAAGGGCCUUUGUGUUGGGCAACGACCUUCCACUAAGCCCUCGCCAUGAGCAAGCCAAACGACUGCUGGAGAGAGCGCGUAUGAAGGCCCGGUCCAACCCUCUCAAAGCCGACCACACCAUCCUACCCAUCCAGAGGGACAACCCGGAGCUGCUCUCCUGGGUUCGUGUACCCUUACACCAGGCUCCUCUUGUGGGGAAGGAAGGCGUGGCAGUGGUCUCAGGAAACAUCAGUGACUCUUCUAGUGGCGACUCUGCAUGUGGAACUCGGCAUAGACACGGUCAAUCCCCUACGCGUGUGCGAUUCGAAGAUGAAUCCGAGAAGGAUGCUGAAGUGCGCUACCUGGAACGACUACGUCAGCGUCGCAGGGCUGGAGAAAGAACACAAGGCCUGUUGGUGUCCAAACCCACCUUGUCCUCAUACAUCAAUGGACAUAGAGAGAUGGGACAUGGCUCGAGUGAUUCAAUAUUCUGGAAGGUAAAAGCCAAAAGGAGCUUAGCGAAUGGCAACGGCCAUUACAAAGGUCCGGUACCAGAGGCGGCAAGCAGACAGUGCGAUUCUUGUGGGCCCUAUUUUAAUGAGGGCAACAGGCCUAGUUUGAACUCGAACUCUCUGUCUUUACCACAAGCAAACGGUGAAGUUGAAGGUAAAACAAUACCUUGCUGGGUGGCUCCCACGCUUCCCAAUCGCCUUGUCCGCAUUGAACAGAUUAAGGAGACUUACAUUGGGACAGCGAGUUCUGUAAUUGUCCAGAGUGAUGGAACACAUUGUAGCCCUGUGAUCAGUGCAGAUAACUUGAGCACAAGAGGAACAUUCCAGAAGCUGAAAAAGAAGGUGAAGAAACUAGAAAGCAAGCAGGAACCCUUGUAUGUCAAUGGAGUCCGAGCUCCAAUGCCUCCAGACUGCAACAAAUUCACACCUAAUGGAACUCAGAUGUGUCAGUCAAACGGAAUAGCAACACUGCCACUCAACCCCUAUGCCACUGAUCCUGGACCAAUGAGGAUAACGGGCACAUGUAGCCCUGUAUCCUGCAUCAAAGGCUCUGUGGCUCCUCCCUUGCCUCCAAAAGGAGAGCCUCCCAGUUCCCACCUUCCCCAGCUGACGAUUCCAACACUACAGCUUAAAAAAUCAGCUCUGAAAUCUAGCUCCAAGAACUGUUCAAGUGGUCAGCGGAUGGAUACACUCAUGUCCUCACCAGAGUACCAUGUGGUGCAUCUGCACUCUUCAGAGGCAGUGGGCACUGUGGGGAGUUGUUUGCAGGAACAGCCUUCUUCUGGGUUGGGUAACUGGGAGGACAGAUCUGUGUUGGCGACUCCUAGCCCCCUUGGGCCCUUAUCUAGAACGAGCCCAGAUAUGUAUGCUCGAAACGUACCCUUUCAGGGCGAAGAAAGGUCUCAAUCAGCAGAUAUGGAACAGCUUCAGGCAACAGGACAGAUGGGAUCUGAUGCAUUAUCUAGCAGUGCUGAUUCAACCCAAACUCAGCUGAAUGAUGGACAUGUCAGAGGGCCAAUCAGACCAGUCCAUCAAAGGGAGAACGGCCCACAAUUGGGUUCAAACACAGAGCAGCGAGAAGGGCGACCCAAACUCUCCCUACGGCGGUUCUUCUCUGCUAUGGGACUGAACAGUAUGGGUCUGCUGGGGAAGGGACGAUCCAGCAGCAUGGACCAGCUCAGCCUGCAUCCUAAACCCAACUCAAACCCAAGCCCAGUCUCACCCUCAACAUCCCCAAGCCCCACACACAAACACCACCACCAGCUGAAGAAAGCUCCCUCGCUGCAGACCAUACGAUUGGGUUCUCCAUUUCUCCAACUGAGGAGAUCCUCGUCGGCUCAAAACCUUCAAUUUUCCAGGAAGAAAGACCGUUCAUUUGCAUAUACACAAGGAGAACUGCCAUGUAGCCCUGUACUGUCCAGGAGUCUCCAGCAUGCCUUGAGUGUAGAGGAUGUGGGCCGGCCAAGUGCAAUUCGCCCAGUGGGACGUGUAACUCAGGCCUUCCCUGAUGGGACCAUCUCGCUGGAGCUCUCCAGACCUCCCAACGGCCCCUUCGGCUUCCUCAUCUCACGAGGCAAAGGCAGGCCAGACUCAGGGGUGUAUGUUGAAGAAAUGGGCGACAGCAAUACUGAAAAGCUCUACGCGGGUUUACUUGGAGUUGGGGAUGAGAUUCUGGAGGUGAACGGCGAAAAGGUUGCAGGACUCAGUAUGGACCUGGUGACCCGUUUAAUGACUCAAAACAGCACCGCUUCUAUCCGUGUGCUCCGGCACCGAAGACUCCAGCGCUAAUUAUGAAGAGCGUAAACUUUGUUUUUUGAGUCUUGUACUGACUUAUAAUGGUCUGUUUGGGUGAUAUCUAGUUGAUAUCUAAUUGAUUACUCAAGACUAUCAGCGCUGAAGUCAGAGAAGAGUUUGUAUAACUGGCAGUGUUACGUUUUGCUGCUCUUUUGAGCUUAGAUGGUCAGAACAUUGUUUUGUGCACUUUUAAGCAAUGAUGUAAAGGAAAGUGACGUUCCUUUAUGCUGUUCUUUUACAGCAGUGGUUCUCAACCUUUUUGACUCCAAGGCCCCCCAUUGUUGGAGAAAAUAUUUGAAGGCCCCCCAUGUUGGGUAUUAGAUAAUUAUAUUAUAAGAUAUUUCUUAAAACUUGUGAUUCCAGAAAUGUCUAGAACUGUAUAUUCUUCAUAAAAAGCAAGCUGUUGAAGGGAGUAUUACAUUUUUUGCAUUAUCAGUAAGUUGAAUUUUAAUAAUUAUAAUAAUCUAUUAUAUUUUAAAUAAUUGUAAGAGAUCUUUAGGCCCCCCUGGAAGUGUGCCAAUGCCCCCUAGUGGAUCCUGACCCCCUGGUUGAGAACCACUGCUUUACAGCACUGUGCAAUAAUGCAUUAAUCUCAAUAAUGCAAGUUAAGCUCAAUCAACAGCAUUUGCGGCAUAAUGUCUAUUACUACAAAAAAUGGACUUGUCCCUUGUUUAUCAAAACAAAGAGAGCAAAAAUUGCAGUUACAAUUAGGCACUUGCUAUGGAAGUGAAUGGGGCCAGUCUAAAAUUAUUAAAAUACACACGAUUCAAAAGUAUAGUCACAGGAUGUAAAUAUUAUACAUGUUCACAUUAUGUUAGUGAUAAGUCAAGCAUUUUACGGUGUUUACCCGACAACAGAGUUACCUGCAUUACAUUUUCAUGAAAACAAAGUUGUAAUAAUGGUUAUAACUUUACAUAGAUAAGGUCAGUAAGCAAUUUUAUCACACUAAAAUCAUACUAUCACACUAUUUUUUUUAUGUCUUGUGGCUAUACUUUUGAAACUGUGUGUAUUUUUAUUGGCUGGCCUCAUUCACUUCUGUUGUAAGUGCCUUACUGUAAACAAGAUUUUAGCUUUAUUUAAUAUUCGGAUAAAUGAACGAGGGAUGAGUACAAAUUGUUUUUGUGAUAUUCAACAUUCUACAAAUGCUGUCAAUUGAGUUUAACUUCUAUUCAACCCGGAACAUUCCUUUAAGCUUACGUUAUAAUGGCAAAUAUACAGUGAGUUUUCUAUGGUACCUCAAAAAGACCUACAUUUUAUACAACUAGAAUGCUACUAUAUAAAAAUGUAUAUAUUUUUUAAUUCAAUAUUAUAUUGCUGUGGUACAAUUAAAUGAAUGAAUGACAAGUGUACUUCAAGUACUGAAGAUACAUUUACUAUAAACAGAUUAUGAAGAACUGAAGUAUUAUUGUAAAGGACAAUGUCAAUGCAUCUAGGCUUAAAUGUGUAGGCCAAAAUGACCAACGAAAGAUUAAUGAUCUUUUUAUAAUUCAAUUAUUCAUAAAAUUUUGUUUUCCAUUUCAUUCAGAGCCUCAGUUGCUUUUGCAUUCAGACUUCAAAAAGUCUCCAUGCUGCUGACAAAUACACAGAACUAUGUUGUGCUCAAUGCAAAAUGGUUUAAAUAUUCUCUUUAAAAUGCUCACCAGCAUAGAGCUCAACACUCAAGCUGUAAUUGCAUUGAUCUUGAACUCCAAAUGCUCUUUAGCAAAUUGGCUCAAUAUCUCUCCACGAGUCAGCAUAUUGUAAUGCCUCUGCAGUGCAAUCCAACACCAUUGGUGUGCUGUCUUAAGGAUAUCAGUAUUACAGUGCACGCAACACGAAAAGCUACCAACCUAAUGUAUUUUGUUACAUUUAUAUAUGUGCUCCUAUAAAAUGGCUUUUGUGGGAUAGCUUUGCUUUUUCAUUCUAAGAUUUGUGUGCUGGAAGAUAUCAAUUUAAAUAUGAAAUAACCUUGUAUGUUGUUUGAUUUACAAUUAAGCAUUAUUCUUUGUUGUGAAUACAGUCAGGGCUGAGGGCAUUGUUAUGCCAUGAUUUUGCUCUUUUUACGCCUCUUAUCCACACUGUUUUCCUCCACCGAAAUCAUUCCAUAACCCAGGGGGUAACCACCGAAAUCAUUCCAUAACCCAGGGGGUAACCCCCCCAUAAUCAAAACAAGCAAGUACAACCCUCUCCAAUAUUUAUACCAUGAUCAUAUCCCUAUUAUAUUGCCUAUGUGCGUAUUUAUGUUACUAUGGUGCAAACAGACCUCAGUGUUCAAAAGGGCUAUAGAGUUAUCUUCAAACGCCUGGACUAAAUGCAUUAAUAUUUUGGUAAGUUUCAAUAAAUAUAUUGAAUACUUUGCUCAGCAAUAUUCUCU